Phragmites australis (common reed) is the source of this 2020-nucleotide messenger RNA. RefSeq lists its product as uncharacterized. The coding region runs from base 193 to 1785 and encodes 530 amino acids. Gene Ontology annotation, molecular function: metal ion binding; phosphatidylinositol binding. The record is from RefSeq and is a predicted model, not a curated record. NCBI's taxonomy places the organism in Eukaryota, Viridiplantae, Streptophyta, Magnoliopsida, Poales, Poaceae. The transcript is spliced from 5 exons.
UCAAUUAGUCCUCCUCGUCGCGUCUCUGCAUUGGCCUCGCUCUCCAUCCAUCCCUCGGCUCCUCGCCUUCCAAUCAAUUCCGUCCCAAACUCCAAUCCGCGGCGACCUCAACAAAAAGCUGCCUCCUUCACCAGAAAGGGAAACAAAACUCGCGGAUUGCUCCACCCGAUCGCCGGCGAUUCCGGAGUCCCCAUGGCGGGAGGAGCCGAGCUGCCCCGCCCGCCGAUCGACGACCCACCGCCGCCCGGUGGCGGCGACGUGUCCGGCGAGGGCGAAUCGCCGAUCAAGUGGGACGACGACGGCGACGGCGUGGAAGGCUUGGCGGGACUCCACAUGUUUGACCAAGAGACAGACGAGCCUCCCGCCAAAAAUGGCAUGGCCAGCAACCCUAAUACCAACUAUACUGCCACUGCUGAUGGAUGCAGCACUGAUACGACCGAAACUUUCAUGGAUAAAGAACCAGGGAAGUACUUCUAUUAUGGUGACCCGCUUCAUGAGCAUACUGGCAUCUGGGUGCCUGUUUCAGUCCCACCAAUGACAGCGCACGACCGAGAGGAGUGGCACAGGGGGUUUGGUCGCAAUGGUUUGUACUUCCCUGAAGAAGAGUUCAAUUGGGAGCUAGAUGAAGAAAAUAAGGAGAUGACAAUGUGGGAUGUGUUUUCAGAGAUGGUUGUCACGGUAAAAGAUAAGGUGAUAUCUGUUGCGUCAUGUGAUUUUGGGAGAUGUGGGAUGUCUGUGGUGUCCAACUUCUUUCUCCAAGAAGCAUGGAAAGAUAUGGCGCAAACACUUGCAGACGCCAAUGCUGGUAUUGCAGAUGAGCUACUUGAGACAGAACCAACAAAGUGGUUGCCUGACAGUGCUGCUACUGCCUGCAUGCUCUGUGGUGUGCGUUUUCAUCCGAUAAUGUGCUCUCGCCAUCAUUGUCGUUUCUGUGGUGGAGUAUUUUGUAAUGGUUGUUCAAAGGGUAGAAGCUUGAUGCCUCCGAAAUUUAGGACGUCGGAACCACAAAGGGUUUGUGAUGUUUGCGGUGUGCGUCUAGAGAGUAUUCAACCUCACUUGAUGAAUCAGAUCAGUCGUGCGUCACAACUUCCAACUCGGGAUGUGACAGACCUGAGUACCUUGAGGUCAUGGCUGAACUUCCCUUGGGCGCACACAAUGGAAUACGAGAUAUACAAGGCUGCAAACUCUUUACAUAGUUACUGUAAGGUGGGAAGUCUGAAACCAGAGAAGGCUAUCCCUGAUGCUAUUCUUAGACAAGCAAAAGGCCUUGCUAUAGUUACUGUAGUGAAGGUCGGAAUGAUGGUUACAUACAAACUUGGUACUGGGCUGGUUGUUGCUCUAAGAGCUGAUGGCUCCUGGUCACCUCCUUCAGCAAUCUCCACCUGUGGUAUUGGAUAUGGAGCUCAGGCUGGAGGUGAGUUAGCUGACUUCAUCAUUGUGCUGAGGAACACUGAUGCCAUCAGAAUGUUCAGUGGAAAGGCGCAUCUGUCUGUUGGUGCUGGUGUUAGUGCUUCUGCUGGCCAUGUCGGACGAGUAGCUGAGGUUGAUUUCCGUGCUGGUGAUGGUGGUUAUGCUGCAUGUUACACAUACAGUUGCAGCAAAGGUGCUUUUGUGGGCUGUGCGUUCAAUGGCAGCAUAGUAUCAACUCGAGAUACUGAGAAUGCCCGAUUUUACGGCGGUCCCGUCAAGGCAUCCGAUAUCCUUCUGGGAUCAAUGGCCAGGCCACCUGCAGCCUCCCCUCUGUACAAAACUCUAUCAGAAUUGUUUGACAAGUUUAGGAAGUAAAGCUCUCCUGCUUUAGCUCUCUGGCAUGUGUUGACUCUCCUUGUAAAUACAUUAUGAAUUUCAGCUUUGCGCUAUUCACAUAUUCGUUGGCAGCAAUUAAGUAACUGUAGAGUACGCCAUUCUUCUAUACAUCAAAGGCUUCUCCAUUAGUGGGCACCACAAAACCACUCUGUAAAUACUUGUACGUUGGAUUGACAAUUGCAUCAAGAUAUGAUAGAAGAUGAUGUUUAUUCUC